CUCGUGCGUGUGCGUGUGCAUGUGUGUCCUCGGCCCAGCGCCCCGCCGAGUGCUGCCCGCGGCCCGGCGAGCGCGCGCGCGCCCGUGCGGGGUGUGUAUGUGAGUGUGUGACAGUGUGUGUCAGGUGACUCGGGUCACGCAGUCUCUCUCUCUCCCUCCUCCGGGAGGAACUGCCGCGCUCCGGCUGACUCCUCCGCCGGCGGGCGGCGCGGGGGAGGGGGCUUCGGUCGCGCUGGGAACCGCGGGACCCGGACCUGGGCGCCGCCCGCCGGGGGACGCGCGGCCCCCGCUUCCGCCGGGCCCCGCUGAGCACUAGACAAACCUCCGCUUCAGAAAUAGGCUGCGGGCGGCCGGCUAGGAGGCUUGGCCCCCACCCCGGGACCCCCGCCGUCCCCGGGUCGGCCGGCCGGUGGGCGCGAUGAGCCAGGUGCUGGGGAAGCCGCAGCCGCAGGACGAGGACGACGCAGAGGAGGAGGAGGAGGAGGAUGAGCUGGUGGGGCUAGCGGACUACGGAGACGGGCCCGACUCCUCCGACGCCGAUCCGGACAGUGGCACAGAGGAGGGAGUUCUGGACUUCAGUGACCCCUUCAGCACUGAAGUGAAGCCGAGAAUCCUGCUCAUGGGCCUGAGGAGAAGCGGCAAGUCGUCUAUUCAGAAAGUUGUCUUUCACAAAAUGUCUCCCAACGAAACACUGUUCUUGGAGAGCACUAAUAAGAUAUGCCGAGAAGAUGUUUCCAACAGCUCCUUUGUCAAUUUUCAGAUUUGGGACUUCCCAGGACAGAUUGACUUUUUUGACCCUACGUUUGACUAUGAGAUGAUCUUCCGGGGAACAGGAGCACUGAUAUUUGUCAUUGACUCCCAGGACGAUUACAUGGAAGCCCUGGCCAGGCUCCACCUCACGGUGACCAGGGCCUACAAAGUGAAUACCGACAUCAACUUCGAGGUGUUUAUUCAUAAAGUGGAUGGUCUGUCAGAUGACCACAAAAUUGAAACCCAAAGAGAUAUUCACCAGAGGGCAAACGAUGACCUUGCAGAUGCUGGAUUAGAAAAAAUUCACCUCAGCUUUUAUCUGACAAGCAUAUAUGAUCAUUCAAUAUUUGAAGCUUUUAGCAAAGUGGUUCAGAAACUGAUUCCACAACUCCCAACUCUGGAGAAUUUGCUGAACAUCUUUAUCUCAAAUUCUGGAAUUGAAAAGGCAUUUCUAUUUGAUGUGGUCAGUAAAAUUUAUAUUGCAACUGAUAGUACUCCAGUGGAUAUGCAAACCUAUGAGCUCUGCUGCGAUAUGAUAGAUGUGGUUAUUGACAUCUCUUGUAUUUAUGGUCUCAAAGAAGAUGGAGCAGGAACCCCCUAUGACAAGGAAUCCACAGCCAUCAUAAAGCUUAAUAAUACAACCGUGCUUUAUUUAAAAGAGGUGACAAAGUUCCUGGCUCUCGUUUGCUUUGUCAGAGAGGAAAGCUUUGAAAGAAAAGGGCUAAUUGACUAUAAUUUUCAUUGCUUCCGGAAGGCCAUUCAUGAAGUUUUUGAGGUGAGAAUGAAAGUAGUAAAAUCUCGAAAGGUUCAGAAUCGGCUGCAGAAGAAAAAGAGAGCCACCCCUAAUGGGACCCCUAGAGUGCUGCUGUAGGUGAGGUUUCCGGAACAUCUUUUGAAAUCAGACCUUAUCCAUGAGGCUGCUGCACCAUGUUGCACUAAGGGAAGAGGAAGAAGGAGACUGGGACACAUACCAUGGAUUUGUUGUUAAAAAAAAAAAAAAAAUUCCUGCAACCCUCUUGAUCUUCUCUUUUAUAAAUAAAGUAAGCACUUUGAAGCAAAAACUUGUAUAUUAACAGUGAUGUGAAUUCCAUUGUCAUUUCAUUACACAAAUGUAAACUUUUAUGGUCUGUAGUCAAAAAAAUCCCGUGUGAGAACUGCCAGGAACUGUACAUAUUUUGCACUUUUUCAUGUUUCUCAUUGAACUGAACUUUGAUAAAACGACUUUUCUAAGCUUUUUUUCUGUACUUGGUGUCAAGGACAUGCAUACUGUAGUCCAUAUCUAUAUGGCAAUCAGAAAUUAAUCAAAAAGUGAUGCAUUGGUAAUGACUUUUUGUAAAUUUGGAAAUCUUUGCUACCAAUUGUUGAGAAAAAUCAUUUCUCAGUGGAGCUGGAACAGAUUGGAGCUACAAGCUCCAGGAGCAAUAAGAACUGUCACCUAUUUAUAAUGGGUGUAAACAGUUUUGUAGAAUAAUGUUAGCACCAGACUUACCUAAAAAUUUCUAUAGCAGUGGCUGUGCUUCCCUGCUCAACGGUUUUUAUGCAGCUCUUUACCUCAACACACAUCUCUAUAAUUGCUUUAUACAGAGAGGUUAUUUCUUUUUGUUGCAUUAUUAUUCUUUUGAAACUUUGGGACCAGAUUUCCAAAAUGGUGCCGAUCACUGGAGAGAAAUAAAAAUGUCACUGAAUUGCAGGGUUUCUGGAGGCUUUUCUGUACCUGCCACCCAGGGCUAAAGUAACAUCAGAGGCCUAAAGUUGUCCCAAAAGUAUGUGAUUGGCAACUGCAGACUAAAAAACAUAUAUACAAUUCUGGACUUUUGGCCCUGUGCGAUGGUCUGGUGUGCCACAUUUAAAAUGCUUAUUCAGGACCAGUUCUUUAUUGCUCCAUGACCAUAGUGAAUAGAACAAAUCGCAGAUCCCCACCAUGGAGCUCAAUCCUGUUAGUCAUUUUUGUCACCUCCACAUCUCCUUCUCACUGGUAAUAACAUGCCUCAUGCACUCCACUUGUUCCCACCUUGUGAUUGAGCCAAGCUCAGCCUGCCACCAGCAUGCUCUGCAAGGCUGAAGAGUCAUCCUGAAGACCCCUAAAGGUCAGCGGGAAGAGGAUGGCUGGAGAGACAUUACAAUUAGCUGUGUAAUUGUUUCUGUGAAAUUAUUUCACUUAUGUUUACUUUAGACUAACAGGAAAUUAAGAGUCCUAAAUCUACCCCUAUGCCAAAUCAUUCCAAGUAGAUAAUUUUAUGUGCAUCUCAAGGGUUAGCACCCUAAGGCAUGCUUGUGGGGCAUUAGAAAAUGAGAUUUUUUUUUUUUUUUUAAAGCAGAGCCUCCUAAGAACAUCAAAGUUGGUCCUAGCAAAUAUAUAUAAAGUCCCUAAAGCAACUUGUACUUGAAAUUUUUUUAGAGGGGGGCCUCAUUCUGUUGCUUGUGCUGGAGUACAUUGGUACAAUCAUAGCUCACUGUUACCUCUUGGGCUCAAGGGAUCCUUCCACCUCAGCCUCCCUAGUAGCUAGAACUACAGGUGUGCACCACCGCACCCGGGUAAUUCUUAAAUGUUGUUUUUGUAGAGACAGGAUCUCACUGUGUUGCCCAAGAUGGUCUCAAACUCCUGGUCCUAAGCAAUCCUCCUGCCUUGGCCUCCUCGAAUGCUGAGAUUACAGGCCUGAGCUACCGUGCCCAGCCUAAACUUUCCCACUUCUCUCUGUGGCUUCUUUCCAGCCUCUCUCCUUCCUCUCCCCAAGUCUUGUUUCUUUGAAGCUGGUAACUGAAUUUAAGAUGAUAUCUGGUUGGGGUUUGAGGUUUGAGCCUCCCAAGGGUCUGUGCAUUUUGAAAGGAGAUUUCUAAAAAUAAUUAAGGUGCCCUAACUCCUUUCCUCGUGAUUCCUGCUCCGAAACCUGGAUGGUUAGGAGCCCAGGGCUCCCUGAUUUCCAGAGCUAGAUCGUGUUGGACCUUUGCCAACAGACCUGGCACUUAUGGGUUACUGUUAUAAAUCUAAUUCUCUAAUAUUUUUUACAUGUUGUUUCACUUUGAAUAAGCAAAUGAAGAAUCAGUUUUCUAAUAUGACUUUAUCCUCAAGCUGGAGACACUAGCCUAUUUGGUAAAUCACACAUUACUUAGGUAUAUUUAUUACUAUAACCAGGUGGGGCUUCCAUGUUUAAGCUGGGUAUAUGAUGGGUUUUUGUUAAAAUGUGCCUUAAAAAGCCUAUUACUUCAAGAGCAAAUGAUUCUUUGGGGGAAAGGCAAAAAUAAUUCUAUGACAUAGGGCCCAAGUUCAUGGUAGUAAGUGCACUCUUUGAUUAAUCACAUGCUAAUAUAGAUUACUGCCUCUAACUUUGUAAGUGUGGCAAUGAUUUCUUAAAGAAAGAUCCAGGAGUUAUGUCUAAGCGUUCAGUUUUUCAAAUCUGUGUUAUUGGAAGUGUCUUCAAGUCAUUUUGCAUUGUAUUUUUGAUAUGAGAGGCAGCUUAUUGCGAUGUGUAUGGCCAUGUUUCAUUCUCAAAUUUAAUUCUAUAAAUACAAAGCCUAAAUACAUGGCUACAGCAACUGCACUGGAACAUUUUUGCUUGGUUUUAGAGAUUGAGAACUUUUUUUGUUUGUUUGUUUGUGACGGAGUCUCGCUCUGUCGCCCAGGCUGGAGUGCAGUGGCACAAUCUCGGCUCACUGCAAGCUCCGCCUCCCGGGUUCACGCCAUUCUCCUGCCUCAGCCUCUCCGAGUAGCUGGGACUACAGGCGCCCGCCACCACGCCCGGCUAAUUUUUUUUUUGUAUUGCCCUGCAGGUUUCCUUCCUCAAAAGGAGCAGGGCAGUCCUUUGCCUAUUGAGUCAAUUAGAACUUUUACAUAGAGGUGAGACUGUGAAUUAUUUUGGUUAUUUUCAGUGACGUAGAUUAGUGUGAAUGACCAGGGUGGAAUGUUUUUGAAGGAAUAUAAAGCAAAAACCGGUUGACAUUCACAAACUGUUCUUUUGCGAACAUAUUUUGGACCCUUAAAUAUGACUAAAAUCACAGCAAUAUUGUUACAUACGGGUUAUAUGCCAACUCUGUUUGAAAUAUACUCUGGAAAAACAGCUGAAUUGUCUUGGUUAUUAAAGUAUGGUAUGCAUUCAA
Molecule: messenger RNA, 4845 nt
Organism: Symphalangus syndactylus (siamang)
Lineage: Eukaryota; Metazoa; Chordata; Mammalia; Primates; Hylobatidae
Gene: RRAGD
Product: Ras related GTP binding D
Biological process (GO): negative regulation of autophagy; positive regulation of TORC1 signaling; cellular response to starvation
Cellular component (GO): nucleus; lysosome; Gtr1-Gtr2 GTPase complex
Molecular function (GO): GTP binding; GTPase activity
Source: RefSeq, a predicted model, not a curated record